Messenger RNA from Parnassius apollo (apollo), 444 nucleotides. The record is from the annotation of a GenBank genome assembly. Lineage: Eukaryota; Metazoa; Arthropoda; Insecta; Lepidoptera; Papilionidae.
AUGAAAAAGUUACUAAGCGACAUAUCAUUCGAGGUUAAAAAAGCAGUAAAGAAAGAAAUAGGCUCAGUAAAUGAAGCGCUCAGCUCUUGUUGUCAAAAAAUGGAUGGAAUAAUGGACACUUUAGCGACAAUUAGCGGAAAAAUAAAAGAACUGGAAAACAAGAAUACAUAUUUAACAAACCAAAAUAAACAUCUAGAGCUGAAAAUCGAUGCUAUGGAACAAUACAUUGGAAACCUUGAGCAAAAACAGCUUAAUAACACAUUUGAAGUCGCAGGAGUACCCGAAAUAAAAGACGAAAAUACGGAAAUUAUCCUAAAUACACUAGCAACGAAGUUAAAUAUUGUAAAAAAAGAAAUAAGUACAGUUAAAAGAUUGAAGGGGAAAAAUGGAAAGGAGGGCGUGAUCCAGGUAUCUUUCAAACAGGAGGAACAAGUGGACCAGUGA